Molecule: messenger RNA, 813 nt
Organism: Priceomyces carsonii
Lineage: Eukaryota; Fungi; Ascomycota; Pichiomycetes; Serinales; Debaryomycetaceae
Product: putative rhomboid protease
Exons: 1
Coding region: 1-813 (270 amino acids)
Cellular component (GO): membrane
Molecular function (GO): serine-type endopeptidase activity
Source: RefSeq, a predicted model, not a curated record
AUGAACUUUGGAAGCGACCUUGAGCGGCUAAGAGUUCCUACGCUUUCAACUCUUUCGAAGUAUCCAGCGUUGUCGGUAGGAUUGACAUUAUUUACAUUUAUUUUAUUAAUUUUAGAUUUCAUUACACUUCAUGCCUUGAGUCAUACAUUAUCCUUGUAUCCGUAUGCUCCGUUAAAGUUUGAUUUGAAUAGACUUUCAUUCUAUUGUGUUGUUCAUCAAGGCUUAUUACAUUGGCUCUUCAACGCAGUUGGAUUGUUUCCUUUAAUUUCAAUGUUUGAAAGGACACAUGGUACAGUUUACACUGGGAUUACUUUGAAUCUUCUUGCAGUCACUGCCGGAUUACAAUAUUGCAUUGUUGGUUUAUUGCUAUAUCCUAAUACUCAUAUUAUUGGAAUUUCAGGCAUCAUAUUCCUGUUUAUAAGUUAUUUUGCUUACAAAGAGUAUCAGUUUAGACCCUAUAUUUAUUCCUUUCAGCUUUCAGGGAGAGAGGUUAAGAUACCAACACUAUACUCACCCUUUGCCGCCCUCAUCAUUUGCAAAAUUUUGAUACCUAGCUCGUCUUUUUUUGGUCACCUCGCUGGCAUCUCAUCUGGUUUUCUUCUCGGGCACGGAUAUCUAAGGAUCUUAUAUCCUCCAUCGAAGGUUAUCUUGUAUAUUGAAAGUAAAGUGUCUCGUGGUAUUCUGUCACUUGAGGGUCUUGUUACAUAUUACCCAGAAACUGAGGCGAUCAAUACAAGAGGUGUCAGCUAUAAUCCUAUCUUGAGUCUGGAUGCGGAAAGCGCUUUGGGCAACCAGCCGACUACAAUUCUGUGA